GCGAUUGGCUAGCCGUGGCUGGCAGGGUAGGUUGCGCCCGGAGGGUGGCAGGCCUUCCUGACUGGCGAAGGGAUUGAAGCUUGGGGAUUGGGAAGCAGUCUUCAUUCUCUCCUUCGCUCCCCCCCCACCCUCUUGAGUAUCAGCUGGUGUUCUCAAGGAUGGGAGAUUGAUGUAGUCAGCAGUCUGGAACGUACAGCAUUGUAAGGGCUAAGAUUCAUCGCGUCCAACUCAUUAACUUUAGCAAUGACACCAUUCCCCUCCCAGCUAGUGCAGAUGGAUUAAUUGCACAUUGGAGGUGCCUGUUUGAAAUGGCACUGGAUGCUGGGCUCCCCCAGCCUGCUCUCAGGGCACCUUCCAAUAUCACUGGCUUCUGCCCCCACCCAGCCUAAAGUCUUCUUCCUCCAGCCCCAGGCGCCUUCCACCAGUACUGCUAUUACAUUCCUGGGUUCAUUCACACAGCACUAGUCCGGCCCCACCCACCCUAGGCUCUCUUCAGUGGCAUCAGCCCUGGCUUGCUCCCCAUUGUGGGUUCUUUUUUAUCCUGGUUUGUACAUGAUGAUUCCAGAGCGGGAUGGUCGGCCACCCAGGCUGUAAUGUCGUCCCUGACGACCUCCCAUGAGGGCAAGAGCACCACUCCCAGGUUUUUUGUUGGUACCAGAGAUGAUGAGACAGACUUUCUGGGAUCAAACAUGAAGACAGACGAGAUUGAUUUCUUUGAGGACGAUGAGGAGUCAGAGUCGCCUCCAGAACGGCAGAUUGUGGUCGGAAUCUGUGCCAUGACCAAAAAGUCCAAGUCAAAGCCCAUGACCCAGAUCCUGGAACGUCUGUGCAAGUUUGAGUACAUCACAGUGGUGAUCAUGGGAGAAGAUGUCAUUCUGAACGAGCCAGUGGAGAACUGGCCUCCUUGCGACUGCCUCAUUUCCUUCCACUCUAAAGGAUUCCCUCUGGAUAAGGCAGUUGCUUACGCCAAGUUGUGCAAUCCGUUUCUGAUUAAUGACCUUGAUAUGCAGUAUUACAUCCAGGACAGGCGAGAAGUGUACCGGAUCCUGCAGGAAGAGGGCAUAGACUUGCCCCGCUAUGCUGUGCUUAAUCGAGAUCCUGACAAGCCGGAUGAGUGCAACCUAGUGGAGGGAGAGGACCAAGUGGAGGUGAAUGGAGCCGUUUUCCCAAAGCCGUUUGUAGAGAAGCCAGUCAGUGCGGAGGAUCACAAUGUUUAUAUUUACUACCCAACUUCGGCAGGUGGGGGCAGCCAGAGGCUCUUCCGGAAGAUCGGUAGCCGGAGCAGUGUUUACUCCCCUGAAAGCAGUGUACGGAAAACGGGCUCGUACAUUUACGAGGAGUUCAUGCCUACAGAUGGCACUGAUGUCAAGGUGUACACAGUUGGGCCGGAUUAUGCCCAUGCGGAAGCCCGGAAGUCCCCUGCUCUGGACGGGAAAGUUGAACGGGACAGUGAGGGGAAAGAAAUCCGCUAUCCGGUCAUGCUGACUGCCAUGGAGAAGUUAGUUGCCAGGAAAGUCUGUGUUGCCUUUAAGCAGACAGUGUGUGGGUUUGACCUUCUGCGGGCAAAUGGCCACUCCUUUGUCUGUGAUGUGAAUGGGUUCAGCUUUGUGAAGAACUCCAUGAAGUAUUAUGAUGACUGCGCCAAAAUUCUUGGGAAUAUAAUCAUGCGGGAAUUGGCUCCCCAGUUCCAGAUUCCCUGGUCCAUCCCAACGGAGGCAGAGGAUAUUCCCAUUGUCCCCACAACUUCAGGCACCAUGAUGGAGCUGCGCUGUGUUAUUGCAGUGAUACGGCAUGGAGACCGCACCCCCAAGCAGAAGAUGAAGAUGGAGGUUAAACACUCUAGGUUCUUCGAAUUAUUUGAGAAAUAUGAUGGCUACAAGACAGGGAAGCUGAAGCUGAAGAAACCAGAGCAGCUGCAGGAAGUGCUGGAUAUUGCUCGCCUGCUAGUGGUGGAGUUGGGAACUCACAAUGACACUGAGAUCGAGGAGAGGAAGUCCAAACUGGAGCAGCUAAAAACUGUCCUGGAAAUGUACGGACAUUUCUCUGGCAUUAACCGCAAGGUGCAGCUAACCUACCUGCCUCGUGGACACCCAAAAGCUUCCAGUGAAGACGAAGAUGCCCGUAAGGAGCCCUCCCCAUCUCUGCUACUGGUGCUGAAAUGGGGUGGAGAGCUGACCCCAGCAGGAAGGGUCCAGGCAGAAGAGCUUGGUCGGGCCUUUCGCUGUAUGUACCCUGGAGGCCAAGGUGACUAUGCUGGCUUCCCAGGGUGUGGCCUGCUCAGACUGCAUAGCACCUACCGUCAUGACCUCAAGAUCUAUGCUUCAGAUGAGGGCAGGGUUCAGAUGACAGCAGCAGCUUUUGCAAAGGGUCUCCUGGCUCUGGAGGGAGAGCUAACCCCCAUCUUGGUACAAAUGGUAAAAAGUGCCAAUAUGAAUGGGCUGUUGGACAGUGAUAGCGACUCCCUCAGCAGCUGCCAGCACAGAGUGAAGGCACGGCUGCAUGAAAUCAUGCAGAAGGAUGCCAAGUUCUGCGAGGAGGAUUACGAAAAGUUAGCACCAACAGGCAGCAUCUCGCUGGUCAACUCCAUGACUUUCAUCCAGAACCCAGUAGAGAUCUGUGACAAGGUGUUUGCCCUAAUCGAAAACCUCACUUCCCAGAUAUGCAAACGUCUGGAAGAUCCCAAAUCUGCAGACCUGCAGCUGUACCACAGUGAGACUUUGGAGCUGAUGCUGCAGCGCUGGAGCAAGUUGGAGAGGGAUUUCCGCAUGAAGAAUGGGCGCUAUGACAUCAGCAAGAUCCCUGAUAUCUAUGACUGCAUCAAAUAUGAUGUACAACACAAUUGCACUCUGAAGCUGGAGGGCACUGCUGAACUCUUCAAACUCUCCAAAGCCUUGGCAGAUGUGAUCAUACCCCAGGAAUAUGGGAUUAAUAAGGAGGAGAAGCUGGAGAUUGCUAUUGGCUUCUGUCUUCCUCUCAUCAAGAAGAUCCAGUUGGACCUGCAAAGAACCCAUGAGGAUGAGUCUGUCAACAAGCUGCACCCUUUAUACUCAAGAGGAGUCCUGUCCCCAGGUCGCCAUGUACGGACACGGUUAUACUUUACCAGCGAGAGCCAUGUACAUUCCCUGCUCAGCAUCUUCCGCUAUGGGGGGCUCUUGGAUGAGUCCAAGGACCAGCAGUGGAAGAGAGCCAUGGACUAUUUGAGUGCUAUCUCAGAACUGAACUACAUGACCCAGAUUGUUAUCAUGCUGUACGAGGACAACAACAAGGACCCAUCUUCAGAGGAGCGUUUUCACGUGGAGCUUCAUUUCAGCCCAGGUGUGAAGGGAUGUGAGGAAGAUGGAAGUGCCCCUACAGGGUUUGGCUUUCGGCCUGCAUCAGCAGAAAAUGAUGACAAGAAGCCAAACCAGGGCAGCAUGGAGGAUCUCUCCAAAGUGAAGAGCAUUGAUGGGACAGACCAAGCACAAGAAAGGUCAUCCCAGCCCUCUGAGCCAGUCUGCAUUCCGCGGAGAUCGCCCUUGAUCCGCAACCGGAAAACUGGAUCCAUGGAGGUGCUGUCAGAGUCCUCUUCCAAAACUGGAGGGUAUCGUCUCUUCUCCUCCUACUCCAGACAAUCUUCCGAAAUGAAGCAAAGUGGCCUAGAGCUCUUGUCUAUGCCAGCCGUAAAACGAUUUUCUGUGUCGUUUGCAAAGCAUCCGACUAAUGAUGUGCUUGAACACCACCGUGUUGCCCAGCUGCUGUGCCGUUUUUCCUCUGAUUAUGCCAUGAGACGGAAUAUCUCCUUGGAUGCCACUCUGGCCCACCACCUACAUCAGUGUUCCUACCACCUGCGUCUCUUCAGGAGCUGGCUGAUCUCAGGCCAGGAUGACUUGGAGUGCCUCUACGGUUUUGAAGGCUGCUCCAUGGUUCCCACCAUUUACCCACUGGAGACCCUGCACAACUCCCUCUCUUUGCGACAGGUCAAUGAGUUCCUGACAUCUGUGUGCAGGAGUUACAGCAACUCGCAUUCUCGAGCAUCCACAGCUCUGUUUGAUUCCAUGAUUGGAAGCCAGACACCCGGUGACCCCUUCAUGCCUCAGAGAAUCCUCUCAUCCUCAUCUCUGCCAUUGCGCCAGCGCUCUGACAAACCGCCAUGGUACAGCAGUGGCCCUUCCAGCACUGUCUCCAGUGCAGGCCCCUCCUCCCCGACCUCAAUGGAGAUCUACGCUCGCUUCGGCUUCACUGAGAAACCUUCCAUCAGUCCCCAAAUAAGUGAAGAGCGACUGAACUGCCAGCCCCCUGAACAGAGUGAGAUGGAGCCCUUGGGGGAGGCACUUGAGUUGGAGCUGGGUGGGUCUGGGCCCUUGGUAGACAACCCCCUGGGAGAGAUGCCAGAACAAGGCCUGAUGAGGGUGCCAGGGCUCUUGGAGGUCCCAGAGCCAAGCAAGGAGGAACCAUCUGAGGACAUGCCAGAACAGGGCAAGACCAGGGUACUGGAACUGGGCAAGACCAGGCUGUCUGGAGAGACAUCUGAAAAAGAUGAGUUGGUGGAGCUGGAGCAGGGUGAGGAGAAGCCAGCUGGGGGAACAUGGGAGCUGGGUGAGAAAGGGAAGCUGGAGCCAGGUGAGAGAGGGCUGUCUGGGAAGAUGUCAGAUCCAGGUGAAGAGGGGCCAGCUGGGGAGAUGUUAGAACCAGAUGUGAUCAGGCCACUAGUGCCAGGGGAGACAUCUGAGCUGGAUGAGGAGGAGCCAGUGAUGCAGAUGUUGGAGCAAAGUGAGGGGCAGCUGGUGGAAAUACUGGAGAAGGAAGAAGAGGAGCUGUCCACAGAUAAUGCUGUGUCAGAUCGGCAUCCAUCCAGUCAUCCGUAUCGGGAACAACAGCUGUCCAGUGAGAAUAGUGUUGAGGACGAGCAGCCUGCUAGUCAGCAGGAGCUACAGAACUAGCAUCUCCCUCUGUGGCAAGCAUGCUGGGAAGAAAAGAGAAUCCCCGAGACAGUCAAUGUCUGGAAGCAGUAUGAUUCCCCAGUCGUGGAGUGGACUCGGCUGUGCCCAUAUCUUCCAUAAUGUUUCUAGCCCUCCAGUCAACCCGCUGGGCAGAUGUUACAUCACUCCCUGCUCAGCACAGCUGGCACUCCAAGGCUCUGACUAUCGGAGACUGGUCUAUGGAUCAUUCAAGGGACAGGGGAAAAGUCUGUUCUGUUCAGAGACACCAGUCAGCUUGUCACCACCUGACAAGGGACACGCAUCCCUGCCUUCCUUAAAUAGAAAACAAAGUCAGCGCUGGGUGAGCAGGGGCAACUCCCACUGAAGUCCUAGGGAGUGCUUUGGCUUGCUUUUUCAGCGGCACUGGAACCAGGAGUGAAGGGGAGGUGGGUCCACAGCUGUCAGGGUAAUGAGGCCAAAGGAGGUGCCUGCUGCCUGCAGCUGGUGUCAGCCCACUGACUGCAUGGAGAGGGGCACAGGGUCUGGUAGACAAGGGCAUUGUGGCAGCCACAAGCCUCAUCAGAACAUACAAGAGCUGCAUGUUUGUGCUGACCAGCUGCACUGUGGUGUUGGUCUCCUGCUCUCUGGCUGUUGGAAUAAACCAGGGGAAGAGAUUUGAGGGCAGCUUGAGGGUCUUGGUUAAGCUGCAGUGUCCUUGGAAGCAGGAGAAUGAUCCCGAGUCUUGGCAAGGGUGCACGAUCGGUGUGAUGAGAGUGCCUUUGUAAGCUGGUGGCUUCUGGAACGGAGAAAUCCUAGCCUGCAGGUUCAUGACAAGCCUGUUCAGAAAUGGCUUUUAUGUGACUGAAUGAAAAAUAGGUAACACUGGGCAUUGCCUGCUGCCAAACCAGCUCCUUCCUUCUGUGGGCCCUGCUGCCCCUACCCAGCCUGACUGCUUCACUUGCCAGGUCUGGUAACUGUCUGCUUCUCUCACCUCGCCUGUCAGUCACCCCCAGGUGGGGAUGGUUGUGGGGGGGCACAGAGGCAAGUCUGAUUGUAGGGAGAAACACUGGCAGGGGGCAUGGGACAGAGAGGGUAAUGGGGGUGGGAUGAGAAGCUUUACUUAGAGCACUGCAGGGACAGGUUGGGGACCACUGCUUGUGGGGGGACCCCUUUCAGUGGCUGACCCUUGUGUGUUCCCUUUGGGCUGGGAUUCUGCAGGGAGGGGCAUGGUACCCACUCUAGGAGGGGUGCACGGCGGGUACACAGACGGGUCUUUCUGGUCCCUGAGGGCUGAAUGAGGUUUGAGCUCUGAGCCCUGCAGUGACAGAAACAAAGUGCAACUGCUUUUUGAGCAAAUCAGGUUUUAUUUGUAAGGCACUGAUAAGGAGAAAUCGCUAUUGUGAAUAAAGUACAAACUAUUUAAUAUAUAUUUAUGUAAAUGAGCAUCAAGCACAAGCCCAGAGGCAUGGUAACUACAGGGGUCCUGCUUCCUGAGCCAUUGCAGGUAGAGGAUUCCCCAUCUGCAGUGGCAGGGGCUGUGAUGUCACCUCUUCAGCAAAGUGACAAUCUGCCAGAGCAAGUGUAUUCCUUUGUCCUGCCUAUAGGGCAGGACUGUAUUUAUGGUACAGGUUUGUCUGUGUCUGUAGUCUCUGGGGAAGCUGUACCCAAAGAUCUCUGCGCUAUAUCAGGAUGUGUAUGUUCACAGUAAACAUGCUACACUAUA
Caretta caretta (loggerhead turtle) is the source of this 6621-nucleotide messenger RNA. It is a transcript of the gene PPIP5K1, whose product is annotated as diphosphoinositol pentakisphosphate kinase 1. Gene Ontology annotation, biological process: inositol phosphate biosynthetic process; inositol metabolic process. The record is from RefSeq and is a predicted model, not a curated record. NCBI's taxonomy places the organism in Eukaryota, Metazoa, Chordata, Testudines, Cheloniidae. Gene Ontology annotation, molecular function: 5-diphosphoinositol pentakisphosphate 1-kinase activity; inositol hexakisphosphate kinase activity. Gene Ontology annotation, cellular component: cytosol.